Messenger RNA from Frieseomelitta varia, 9980 nucleotides. RefSeq lists its product as uncharacterized. Gene Ontology annotation, molecular function: syntaxin-1 binding; calcium ion binding; calmodulin binding. The transcript is spliced from 20 exons. The record is from RefSeq and is a predicted model, not a curated record. The coding region runs from base 406 to 9777 and encodes 3123 amino acids. Gene Ontology annotation, biological process: neuromuscular junction development; dense core granule priming; presynaptic dense core vesicle exocytosis. Gene Ontology annotation, cellular component: terminal bouton; presynaptic membrane; plasma membrane. Lineage: Eukaryota; Metazoa; Arthropoda; Insecta; Hymenoptera; Apidae.
AAUAUAAAUAUAAAUAACGCGUGACGCAACGAGUGAACGGAUCAAAGUGUGAACAAGUGAACAGAGUUAAAACAAAGUUAAAAAGAAGAAAGAAAGAGGACAAUCGACAUGGAGAUCGACAACGUGCACAGUGCGUCGAGUUACCGUGGUUUCAUCGCGUCGGACGUCUCCGUUGGAUACGUCGAAGCGUCCGACAUAUCCACGUUCCUCACCAGGCCACGGGGAACGCUCUAAGUCUGUUUUUUUCGUUCGAGUCACAACACAUACAUACGCGUGACGAUGAGUCGGCUCAGGGAUCAUCGACAGCCUAAAUAUCGUACUUGGUGGAUCGUCGAAGCUUAAAAACACAGGAACACACACGGGGUCGAUUCGACGUACCGCAAGUCAAUCGCGAACGCAAACUUGAUGAAAAUGGACUCGACGAAGUUGGGUGGGCCAGCCCCAACCAGUCCAAGGGCUCACUCGCCAGCCCUACCGGCCUACAACGCCACCACCGCGGACGGCAACAUCGACUACAUAAUCGGAGAUUACAUGGAGAGACUCGGCACGAGGCUAAACACGUUGGAGAACGAGCUGAGGUACGCCUGGAGGGCGUUGGAUCUGCUUAGUCAGGAGUACAUCAAGAUGUGGGAGAGGCUCGAGAAGCUGGAGGGCCUCCUAUACGAGCAACAAACGGUAAUCAGCCAAUUGAUCGAAUUCUACGCGAACGGCGGUACACACGAGACCAGCAACGUGCCGGUGGAGGAGACGUUGGCCAAUCAGCAGAGCACCGUUGGCGAGCUGGACGCGAUCGCGAAGAGCAUAGGCGCAACAAUGGGUAUCGAAGAGACGAACGCGAUCAGAGAGAAACUAGCCCAGCAAGAGAUCGCGAGGAUGCACGGGCUGACGCAGGACAGUUCGACCGCUGCCGCGGUGGUCACCGACAUGCACAGAAACGUGAGGAACUUGGACACUCUGGAGACACUGGCGGAGGAGAGCAACAUACCGGACGAGGCGUUCUACAGGAGCCUGAACAACGCGUACAGGGAAGACUUGAUCUGCGGCGACACGUCCAGGCCGACGUCGCAGUUGGGCAUGAUCUGGGAAGAGGCGGAGGACGAGGACGUGAAUGGAAAGAAAGAAACGGAGGGGAGAGACAUGUUCGACAAGACGAUGUCCAAAGAGAAGGAGCUCGAGGAGCUGGCAACGAAACCGACGAAGGAGGAGAUUCAGGAAGCGGUGACGAAAAAGGAGGACGAGGCAGACGAGGACGAGGGCGAGGUGUUCAGCGCGGCUGAUUACAAAAGUUACCGGGGGAACACGCCCUGCGUCAGCGAACAGGAUCUCGCCCAGCUCUCCAGACUCAGUUCCAUCGACCAGGUCGCUCUGGAGAAACUGCACGAGCUGGACCGGUUGACCAAUAAAUUGCAAAAGGAUUCGCAGAACCUGAUAGAACUGCAGUCGAAGCUGAUGGACUCACCGAAGAGGCAAUACAAUUCCGAGGCUGAAGCGAAGCUGGCGGAAGAGGCGAGCAGCAUAGACGAGCAGCUGAGAAAGAUUUACGCGGAAACCGACGUUGACAGUUGGACUUUUUCGAAAAGUCCCGGAUCAACCGGUCGAUCGAUCUCAAGAGUCAGCACUGACAGCGGUCUGGCCACCGACGGUGACUUCACUACCAGGUCAAUUUCACCGAGACUGACGUCCACGUCCAGAACCAACUUGGAUUCGAUUUCGAGUACCUACACACCUCCUAGGCUGGGUACUUACGCAACGACUGUACGCGAGAAGAGCCCGGAGCCAGUGAUCCAGUUGCCGAUCGACGUCGGUAGCUUCGCCAAAGGCUACGCGGAAAACAAAGAACUGACCGAUCUCAUGGUCGAGAGUUUCGCAGCAGUCACCUGCGCCUCGCCCACCAUUUACAGCACCACCACCGACAAAGUCCCAUCUCCCACCCACUCGGCGGGAAGCGUCCACAGCGUGCACAGCGUCCACAGUGUGCAGAGUCUUCGAACCAGGCAGGACGGCUAUUUCGGCAGCGCUGCUCGACUGAAUUUAGAAUUCCAAGAAAGUAGAACGCCUCCGAGUCCGUCGCCCAGCUCGCCACCGCCGCCAGCUCCUCGAGACUCGACCGAGCCGUUCCUCAUGCCAGGACCCGACAAGAGGGAGCCCGAGACAAAACGACCUCAGAGUCCCACGUUCUUGAGAAGCGCGGAGAAGCUCGUCUCCCUGGAACAAGGUCGCCUAAGCCCACGAACCCCUCACUCGCCUAAGUCACCGCGAGUCUCGCCUAAGCACACAGCCAAGCCAAGCGUGGCCAACAUCGUCGCAGCUAAAUCUGACUCCGGCCUAUCUUCCAUGAGCGGAUGGAGCAGCUUGGAUAAAUCGCCGAGCUCGCCGAAGAGUUCCAUCGCCAAAAUGUUCACUUCGUACUCGGUGGACCACGCCAGAGCGACUCUAAUCCCAAGUACAACGACCGUCAGAUCUGCCAGUCCGAUCCCGCCUUUACCGGAAACUACAACCACUGUCAUCACGCAGGAACCGCUGUACGACACGCCGGAAGGGAGGGACGCUUUCGCAAGCACCACCGCGGUCACGUUCACCGUUACCAGCCACUCCUACACCGCGGCUAUGAACCAUCUGUCUGGUUACACGUCGAUAAAGACACCGACGACCAAGGAAGACUACAGCUUCGUGCCUCCUCCGGCACCUACCGCAACCACCUGUCAGAGUCCGAAGAAACGAGGUCGCCAGCAAGCUUUGCAGCACACCUACGACACUGUGCCGCCUGGAACUACGGCGAUCGACUACGUAUACAGGUCCGAACAACCUGCCAUUUACUCCGUGGCUGGGAGCAAUCGACAACAGGCUAUCACGAGUGUUUAUACGAGCAGCGCCGGUGGCUAUGGCCCGAAAACCACCACCACCGCUUACUAUCCAGACGCAGUGGAUCAAUAUAACAGCUAUCAGGACAAUUACACAGCUGUCCAGUAUACGGAGUCGGGUGCAGUGGCGGCUCAUCUGAAGAAACCUCUGAGAGCCAGCGCGUACACGGACGGAAUGACGAACCACGAAGGGUACAAAGCCGCGAUGUAUCGCACAAUGUUCCCCACGGGGAACAUCACGGACGCGUUGUCGUAUUACCCGACAAGCGCGAAUCUGCCACGAACCGAGACGAACGAGACCUCGUGGUUGAACUCGAUGGAGGAUCAGAUUCCUCACGACUCGACGUCAUCUAGCAUCAGAUCGCUGACUUCGGACGGUAGCUACGCCCAGAGUCCCUACACCGACAGAAGGUAUCCUCAACCACCAGCGUACCAAGCCCAUCAGUAUCAUCACACGUACGCGAAUCAAAAUUACCCGCAAGCCUAUCAACAGCAGUACCAGCCGUACAGUCAAAGACUAACCAGCACCGAAAGCGCACAACUCACCGACGGAUACCAGAGACAAUGGCAACGGGAACAUCAGUACAUACAAGAUCAUGAAACAGGUGGCAGGAUGCCAAUCGAUCAGACGCAACAUCAGCAGGGCGAAUACUACGACGCAUCGAGCGUGAUUGUGUCCCAAUCGGGGUACAUCAGCAUCGCGUCGAAUUUGAAGGACCACGAGAUGGAGAACGCGAAAGCUGGCAAGAAGAUGAGACGCGGCUCGUCGUUGAAAAACGCGAUGAGCUCGAUGAGCAACUGGUUGCCGGACUUGCAUCUGAGCAAGAGGCACAGAAGUCACUCGUUACCCGGCGGAGUGAGAAGGGAAGACUUGGACAUGUCUCAGGAGCAACAGCAGAGGCUGCCGCAGGAUGCGAAUAUGGCCAGAGGUCGUGGACGAGGCCAGGCAGCCAGAAAGAAGAAGAAACACACGCUGGUGUCUACCGUGUCUGGGAUCUUACAGAAAGCCAAGAGGCGAAGUCAUCAGUCUCAAUCCCUGUCGGAUCCCGAACAAUCGGAAACAGAGUGGAGCAGUGGAAGACAGAGUGGCCUGUCGGAGGAUGAGGACAGUGUGAUGUCGGACGUAAAUCAAGAACCUCCGUUCUUUGCCAAGGUGAAAACAGCUAGCACGAAGCGCAAACAGGCACCCCAGCCGAUUCCACAACAGCAGCAACUUACCGCUCAGCCAUUACCUUUGCAACAAAAAGACUAUAUACAGCAGCAGCAGCAGCAGCAACAACAGCAGCAGCAACAACAACAACAACAGCAGCAGCAACAACAGCAGCAGCAGCAGCAGAAUCUGCAGCAGCAACAGCAAGCCCUUCAACAGCAGAUUCAACAGCACCAGGAGCAAUUACAGCAGCAAGCGCUACAAGAUGGCUGGGCCAAAGAAAAGGAUCAGAAAAAAGACGUGGAUCGUGAGAUGUCUGAUCAGAUCGGUGGUUUCGAAGAAGAAACGUCUGGGAAGAGCACAGGUUCCGGCUCUGGUGGCUCGUCGAUAUUCCAAACUGUCGGAGACAUCAAACGAUCCACCGGCAGCUCGGACGAAGCACCCAACGAAAAAGCCCCGAAACUUCCCCCGGUGACACUGAUGGGUGGUGCGAGCAUGGAAUUCGCGGUGUCCAGAGCGUUAGGCAAGUACCGACAGAGACAAUCCUCCACUGUUUCUGACGAGCAGCCUCCCAGCGAGGAGGGCAGCACCGAGAAAAAGUCCGACGAGGGUACCGUCCAAACACUCGAGACGAGCUUCGAGUAUCCGGAAGACAUGUCGGAGAAGAGCGAGAAGAGCGAGAAAUCCAGCAGCACCAGGCUGCCGGAACUGGUGACCAGCAUAUCGGAGGAGGCACCGCCGUCGGAAGGAAGCCCAUCCGCGUCGAGCACGAGAGGGCAAACGCCAGGCAGUCGAUUCCUGCCGCGGCAUCAGCAGUCCCUCGAGAUUCCGUGGACCGGCUCGAGGCCGGGCGAAUUGGACGAGGACAAUCGUAGCACGCAUUCCUAUCGAAGCACGUCGAGGGUCUCCUCCAGGCGGCAAAGUACGGAGGACUCGAUCGACUCCGAGGACGAGUGGUAUCGAUACGAGCUGAGGAAGCUCGAGGAACUGGAGAGGCAGUCGCAGAUAGAGAUAGAGAUGGGCGAGGUACUGGUGGAGGAGCCGGAGGAGGCUGAUCACUAUCAACCGGAUGAAACGGUGAAGCAGAAGAUGUCGUUCGUCUUGAAAGAGUUGAAAAUGAAGGCGAGCACCAUAUCGAAGGAGCAGACGAAGGAGGAGAAAGGCGAGGAGGCGCGAGCGAGUAAAAUGAAUGGAACGGUGGCGAAGGAUCGUCGGAUCGACGAGCGAGACAGGUAUCGGGACGAGAAACCGAUCCCAAAGCGAAAAUCCGCGGAGAGUGUCGAGGCGGUGUUCGCGAGGGUGACCGACUAUCACACCUGGGCGCACGAGGAGGAAGCGAAGAAAGAGAAAACGCCCUCGUCUAUGGAGGAAGGCUCCUCCGGGGAGACUUCUGGCCCCGACAGUCCCGUGCAGUCGAUGGACGAAGAGGAAGAGGAGGAACUGCCGAAAGACGCGGACGAACAACCAUCGAGACGCAGUUCCAGCGGCUCGACCUUUCGACACGGUGAGAAGAUCCACCCUGGCUCGGAAUCGAUCUCUCGCGAAGGUAGCGUAAGCGUGCCGCCUAGCGAGGUCUCCGUCAGCAUCCCGGGUGCUUGGGAUUCUGAGAGUACGGUGCUCGAAGGCAUGGAACACGACGAAGCUGGCAGCGCCGAGACGACUACCACGGCUACCUUGAGCUUGCCAAAGAUCAAAAUCGAUUCGUCGACCUGCGGCAGCUCGGACACGACGUUAAAGGAAGGCCAGGUGAGUCCUGGUCCGCCUGGAUCGAAAUGGAAGCUUCUGAAAGCGUUGAAGGAGAGAAAGGCGGAGGAGAAGUUGAAGGAAAUCGAGGAGGCCUCCAAGGAGACCACUAUCUCCCAGGGACCCACGGCAAACGGCAGCGGACCUGGCGGCGAAUCCGGUGGACGAGGCAACGGGCAUCCGGGAGACAAUCCUUUCUACAGCAACAUCGACAGCAUGCCGGAUAUUCGGCCGCGCCGAAAAUCGGUGCCAUUGGUCUCCGAGCUGGUCUUGAAGACAAUGGCGGCGACCAAGAGGAACGCGGCGGGUCUAACGUCGGCGGUGCCCAGAGCCACGCUCAACGACGAGGAGCUGAAGAUGCACGUGUACAAGAAAACGCUGCAGGCGAUGAUUUACCCAAUCUCCUCGACGACGCCGCACAAAUUCGUCACCUGGACCGCCACGUCGCCGACCUACUGCUACGAGUGCGAGGGUCUUCUCUGGGGUAUCGCUCGGCAAGGGGUGCGCUGUACCGAGUGCGGUGUCAAGUGCCACGAGAAGUGCAAGGACCUGCUGAACGCCGACUGCUUGCAAAGGGCGGCCGAGAAGAGUUCGAAGCACGGUGCCGAGGAUAAGGCAAAUAGCAUCAUCACGGCCAUGAAGGAGAGAAUGAAGCAGAGAGAGCGGGAAAAGCCAGAGAUCUUCGAGCUGAUCCGCACGACGUUUUCAGUCGACCCGGACACGCACAUAGACAGCCUCGAGCAGGCCGAACAGAUCGUCCUUGAGGGUACCAGCAAGUGGUCCUGCAAGAUCGCCAUCACAGUGAUCUGCGCCCAAGGGCUGAUCGCGAAGGACAAGAGCGGCACAUCUGAUCCAUACGUGACCGUCCAAGUCGGCAAAGUGAAGAAACGCACCAGGACCAUGCCAAGGGAAUUGAAUCCAGUUUGGCACGAGAAGUUUUACUUCGAGUGCCACAACUCGUCCGAUCGAAUAAAAGUGAGAGUGUGGGACGAGGACAACGAUCUGAAGUCGAAGCUGCGGCAGAAGUUGACAAGGGAGAGCGACGACUUCCUCGGGCAGACGAUCAUCGAGGUGCGUACGCUGAGCGGCGAGAUGGACGUGUGGUACAACCUCGAGAAGAGGACUGACAAGAGCGCGGUAUCCGGCGCGAUCAGGCUGCACAUCAGCGUCGAGAUCAAAGGCGAAGAGAAGGUGGCGCCUUAUCACGUGCAGUACACCUGCCUGCACGAGAAUCUCUUCCACAGCCUUUGCGAGAAGAACGACGGCGUGGUGGCUCUACCUCAGGCGAAAGGGGACGAUGCCUGGAAGGUGUACUUCGAUCCACCUGGCGAGGAACUCGUCGACGAGUUCGCCAUGAGAUACGGCAUCGAGAGUAUCUACCAAGCAAUGACACAUUUUCACUGCCUCUCCAUGAAAUAUCUGUGCCCGGGUGUGCCAGCGGUAAUGUCCACCCUAUUGGCGAACAUAAACGCGUACUAUGCUCACACGAGCGCGAGUUCCGCCGUUUCGGCCAGUGAUAGAUUCGCCGCCAGCAACUUUGGGAAAGAGAAGUUCGUGAAAUUACUGGAUCAGCUGCACAACUCUCUGCGAAUCGAUCUGUCGAUGUACCGAAAUAACUUCCCCGCCUCCAGCCAGGAGAAGCUGAUGGACCUGAAGAGCACGGUCGAUCUUCUCACGAGCAUCACGUUCUUCCGGAUGAAGGUCCUGGAGCUGUCCAGUCCACCGAGAGCGAGCACCGUGGUGAAGGAUUGCGUGAAAGCGUGCCUCCGCUCGACCUAUCAGUUCCUCUUUGAAAACUGCUACGACAUCUACAACAGGGAGUUCCAAGUGGAUCCGAGCGAGGCGAAGAGAGACGCGGAGGACCACGGCCCUCGCCUCGAGUCGCUCGACUUCUGGCACAAGCUGAUCGCGCUGAUCGUUUCGGUCAUCGAGGAGGACAAGAACAGCUACGCGCCUGUGUUGAAUCAGUUCCCGCAGGAGCUGAAUAUCGGUCAAUUGUCGGCGGCCACCAUGUGGUCCUUGUUCGCGGUGGACAUGAAAUACGCGUUGGAGGAACACGAACAGCACAGGCUGUGCAAGUCCUCGGCCUACAUGAACCUCCACUUCAAGGUCAAGUGGUUGCACACCAAUUACGUGAAGGACGUGCCGCCGUAUAAGGGCGCGGUGCCCGAAUAUCCCGCGUGGUUCGAGCCGUUCGUCAUGCAGUGGCUGAACGAGAACGAUGACGUCUCACUGGAAUAUCUCCACGGUGCCUUCAACAGAGACAAGAAGGACGGAUUCCAAAAGAGCAGCGAGCACGCGCUGUUCAGCGUCUCCGUCGUCGACGUCUUCACACAGUUAACCCAGUGCUUCGACGUGGUCUCCAAGCUUGAGUGCCCCGAUCCAGAGAUCUGGAAGAGGUACAUGAAGCGAUUCGCAAAGACCAUUGUGAAGGUGUUGGUUGCGUACGCAGACAUCGUGAAGAAAGAGUUCCCAAGCCACCUGAAGGAGGAACGAAUCGCUUGUAUCCUCAUGAACAACAUUCAGCAACUUCGAGUGCAAUUGGAGAAGAUGUUCGAGUCGAUGGGCGGCGAGAAGCUGGAAGAGGACGCGGCGAACAUUUUGAAGGAACUUCAACAGCAACUAAAUGGAGCGCUCGACGAUCUGGCUAUGCUGUUUGCGAAGAGUUUGGAGCCGAGGAUAACUGCCUCGGUGAAGGAGCUGGGGGAUUUAUUGUUAGCUAUCAAGGGCGGUGGACAGGUGUCGCAGCCUGCGCAGAGGAACAACGUUGCUGUCGAGGCCGACGAGGUGUUGCGUCCUCUGAUGGAUCUCCUCGACGGAAGUCUGUCGCUGUACGCUGAAUCCUGCGAGAAGACUGUGCUGAAGAGGCUGCUGAAAGAGUUGUGGAAGAUCGUCAUGAGGAUUCUGGAAAAGACGGUGGUACUUCCGCCGAUGUCGGACAAGAGCAUGAUGUUCAAGAAUCUGACGGACAACGCGAAGAACCUAGCGGCGAACGCGAAGAUAGAAGACAUGUCGAAACUGUUCAAGAACCACAUGGCUGGCAAACCGGAUGUGAAGAACGCGCUGAGCGGUGUAAUGGAUAUUUCCAAGGAAGUAGAGAAGAAUCUGUCACCGAAGCAGUGCGCGGUUCUCGAAGUGGCUCUCGACACCAUCAAACAGUACUUCCACGCUGGCGGGAACGGUCUGAAGAAGACGUUCUUAGAAAAGUCGCCGGAACUGCAGAGCUUGCGAUACGCUUUGAGCUUGUACACGCAAACAACGGACACUCUCAUCAAGACGUUUGUCACGUCUCAGAUCAACCAAGUGCCGCUGAACACUGCGUCAAAGCUACGUCAGCGUCAGCGUUCGAUGAGCAGCGAAAGAGGUGGCGACGAAGGGGAAGGAGCCGAGGGUAUGGAAAGCCUCGAGGAACCCCUUCGCCAGAGCAAGCCCUCUCUUCGUCGAGAGAGUCGACAAGUUCCAGAUACUGCCGGUACAGAGGAGAGCUCGGUUGGAGAAGUCAGUAUUCAAGUGGACCUGUUCACACAUCCUGGAACUGGCGAGCAGAAGGUCACCGUCAAAGUUGUCGCUGCGAACGAUUUGAAGUGGCAGCUUGCCACAGGGAUGUUCAGGCCGUACGUUGAAGUGAACUUGAUCGGACCGCAUCUGACCGGCAAGAAGAGGAAGCAGUCGACAAAGUCAAAGAGCAAUAAUUGGUCGCCGCAGUUCAACGAGAGCUUCGACUUCAUGAUCGGCAACGAGCAGCAGCAACUCGACUUCUACGAGUUGCACAUCUGCGUGAAGGACUACUGCUUCGCGAGAGAGGACAGACUGGUCGGCGUUGCAGUGAUGCAGCUCAAGGAUAUCGUCGAGGAAGGUUCGUGCGCGUGCUGGUUGUCGCUCGGCAAACGAAUCCAGAUGGACGAGACCGGCUGGACGAUCCUGAGGAUUCUUUCGCAGAGGAACAACGACGAGAUCGCGAAGGAGUUCGUGAAGCUGAAGAGCGACAUCAGGCAGGAGACACCGUUACCGAAUCCCACCUGAAGCUCUGGGUUAAAGCGUUAAAGCCACGACAGCGAAGCGAUGCGAUCCUUCGAGUUUGGAAAGAGCUCGAGGGAGGAGAAGGAGAGGGGCAUUGUCCACAGGGGAUACCAAAUAUAAGCGUUCGGCCGUCGUUGUCGAGAAUGAAGUUCUUCAAACCAGCCAACUCGAUCAAAUUCAGCGAACAAACUAAAGGAACAAACAAA